AUGAAAGGUAAAUUUAAUGGGCUGAAAAGUUUGAUCUUAAAAGAAAACAGUUAUGCUUUCUAUGUUUAUUGUUUUGUUCACCAAAUUCAAUUAGCACUUGUUGUUGUUGCCAAAAAGCAAGUUGAUGUUGGUUGUUUUUUUAGUUUGGUUAACAAUGUAUCUAACAUUGUUGGAGGUUCAUGGAAAUGUCAAGAAAUUCUUAGAGAAAGUCAAAUGCUUAAAGUUCAAGAAGCUUUAUUGAUUGGUAAAAUUUUUAGCUGGUUUGGCUUAAAUCAAGAAGCUACAUUGAAAUGUGUCAGAGAUACAAGAUGGGGCUCACAUUAUGGUACAAUACUUAGCUUGAUCUAUUUGUUUACUUCAGUAAUUGAUGUCCUUGAAUUUAUUGAGGAAAAUGGCUCAUCAUCAGAUCAACAAAUUGAAGGUUGUCAUUUAUUGAAAUGUAUACAAUCUUUUGAAAAAUAUAUUUGGAAUUACUAA
Vicia faba (fava bean) is the source of this 477-nucleotide messenger RNA. Lineage: Eukaryota; Viridiplantae; Streptophyta; Magnoliopsida; Fabales; Fabaceae. The record is from the annotation of a GenBank genome assembly.